Colletotrichum chrysophilum is the source of this 870-nucleotide messenger RNA. RefSeq lists its product as uncharacterized. The transcript is spliced from 2 exons. Bases 1 to 870 code for a protein of 289 amino acids. NCBI's taxonomy places the organism in Eukaryota, Fungi, Ascomycota, Sordariomycetes, Glomerellales, Glomerellaceae. The record is from RefSeq and is a predicted model, not a curated record.
AUGGAUGGUCGAGUCAUUCUCGUGGGCCAGAAUCUUGAGGUGGCGCUGAGGGCCUUGCCUUCGGAUCCGGAUUAUGUUGGUGGCUUGAAGAUUUGGGUCGAUGCCAUUUGCAUCAACCAGAAAGACUUGGCUGAGCGCAAUCGUCAAGUCAAGCGAAUGCGCAUGAUUUAUGGCAAGGCUCUGAUCGUAUCGAUCUGGCUCGGCAAGGUUCCAGACGACGCCAUCCACGAUGUUGCACUGCUGCAUGAGUGCAUCAUCAAGUGCAAAGACGAUCAAACAGCUUCUGAGGCACUUGAGAAAGUGCUCGUCGAUCCGAUAAAGAAGGAGACCAUUAGGAAUUCGAUUGACAUUGUCGUUAGCGCACAAUAUUGGACUCGAGUAUGGGUUAUCCAAGAAAAGUGCCUUGGGCCGUUCAAUCCCUCAAUUCUCUUUGGGACGUUCCGGAUGGGGUUGAUCCCGUUGAAGAACUUCCUGCAGCGCGCAACCAACAUCCGUGGUGCCGUAAGGGCUCGAGAGAAGGUGUGGCGGGUGUUUAAGCUCGUUGAGUUGGUCGAAGCCAAUCAAGAGCGCGUCCGUCGUGGUCGUGCGCAGACUUCAGAAGAGAAGAGAAAGGACCAAGACGAUCUGGGGCUACUCCUAAUGGUUGGACGUCUCGCUGGCUCACUUGACCUGCGAGACCGGCUUUACGGCUUGAUGGGGAUGAUACCCGAGUAUGUGACGAAACAUGUCGAGCCAGAUUAUACAAAAGAUGUAUCCGAGGUGUUCUGUGACUUUGCUAGAGCACUUGUUUCCGGCUUCAAGUCUUUCGACAUCAUCCUUACUGGUACAACAGACUCUGAUCUGGAACUUUCGUCUUGGAUUGGAGAAUGA